UGCCCGCCGGCAGCCAAUCACAUCAGGCGGUUCCGAAACUGGCGCAGGGAGCUGAGACAGACCGAAUGACAGCGUCUGAGUCCCGCGGAAGAGCUCCACAGAUCCUCCGUGGAAAAACCCUGCAAGAUGCCGAACAAAACCAAGAAGGAGAAGGAAACGACCAAAUCUGCCAAAAGCAGCUCGAAGAACAGCAACAGUGGCGGGAAGGAGGGGGCGGAGAACUCUGAGGAGCAGCAGAGUGGCAGUAAACGUCCCAGCAACAGCACACCUCCACCCACCCAGCUCAACAAGAUCAAGUACUCUGGAGGACCUCAGCUGGUGAAGAAGGAACGCCGCCAGAGCUCCUCUCGCUUCAGCCUGACCAAGAACAGGGAGCUGCAGAAGCUACCUGCCCUCAAAGAUGCACCCCCUGUGGACCGGGAGGAGCUGUUCGUUCAGAAGCUGCGUCAGUGCUGCGUUCUGUUCGACUUCGUCAGCGACCCGCUCAGCGACCUCAAGUACAAGGAGGUGAAGAGGGCGGGGCUUAACGAGAUGGUGGAGUACAUCACGCACAACAGCGACGUGGUGACCGAGUCCAUCUACCCCGAAGCCGUCACCAUGUUUUCAGUCAACCUGUUCCGUACUCUUCCUCCAUCCUCGAACCCAACCGGAGCGGAGUUUGACCCCGAGGAGGACGAGCCGACGCUGGAGGCGGCCUGGCCUCACCUGCAGCUGGUGUACGAGUUCUUCCUCCGGUUCCUCGAGUCUCCAGACUUUCAGCCAAACGUUGCCAAAAAAUACAUCGACCAAAAGUUUGUUCUUUCGCUGCUGGAGCUGUUUGACAGCGAGGAUCCCAGAGAGAGAGACUUCCUGAAGACCAUCCUCCACCGGAUCUACGGGAAGUUCCUCGGCCUGCGGGCCUACAUCCGCCGACAGAUCAACAACAUCUUCUACAGGUUUAUCUAUGAGACGGAACAUCACAACGGGAUCGCAGAACUGCUGGAGAUCCUGGGCAGCAUCAUUAACGGCUUCGCUCUGCCACUGAAAGAAGAACACAAGAUGUUCCUGAUCCGAGUUCUGCUGCCUCUGCAUAAAGUGAAGUCGCUGAGCGUCUACCACCCUCAGCUGGCCUACUGUGUGGUCCAGUUCCUGGAGAAGGACAGCAGCCUGACGGAGCCGGUGAUCAUGGGUCUGCUGAAGUUCUGGCCAAAGACCCACAGUCCGAAGGAGGUGAUGUUCCUGAACGAGCUGGAGGAGAUUCUGGACGUCAUCGAGCCGUCGGAGUUCGUUAAAGUCCAGGAGCCGCUGUUCCGGCAGCUCGCCAAGUGUGUCUCCAGCCCACACUUCCAGGUAGCAGAGAGAGCUCUGUAUUACUGGAACAACGAGUACAUCAUGAGUCUGAUCAGUGACAACGCUGCUAAGAUCCUCCCCAUCAUGUUCCCCGCCCUCUACAAGAACUCCAAGAGCCACUGGAACAAGACCAUCCACGGUCUAAUCUACAAUGCCCUGAAGCUCUUCAUGGAGAUGAACCAGAAGCUGUUUGAUGACUGCACACAGCAGUACAAAGCUGAGAAGCAGAAAGAGAAAUAUAAGCUGAAGGAGAGAGAGGAGAUCUGGCACAAGAUAGAAGAACUGGCCCGACAGAACCCUCAGAGCAAUAAGCUCCACCCUCUCCACCCAGGACUCCACCCACAAGACCAGUACCUGUUGUACAGCGAUGCAGUCGCUGUGUACUCGAUGGAAACAGAGACUCCAACAGCUGAAGACAUCCAGCUGCUGAAGAAGACUGUAGAGACUGAAGCCUCACAGGGUGUGAAGGACCUGAGGAAGGAGAAGGUUCUGAUGAGGAGGAAGUCAGAGCUUCCUCAGGACGUCUACACCAUCAAAGCUCUGGAGGCUCAUAAGCGAGCUGAGGAAUAUCUGACAGCCAAUCAGGAGGCUCUCUGACCGGGGGGGGGCGGCGCCCGACCCCGCCCCCCUCCGGUGCGAGGCGGUCCUGGGUGGGACGAGGACGGACCCACGCCCCACGGAGGCCAACACCUGUAGGACAUGUAGAAGCUCCGCCCCCCGUCAACGUGUGUCCACUGUGAUUGGACAUCAGCUUCAUGUUGCACUAACACCUCCACCUGCUUCACCUGCUGCACCGCCACAUCAGCGCCGCCUUUUCCCCCCAGAGCUCCAGAUUUAGUGUGAAGGUUUUUAGUAGAGGUCAGUACAACUCCGAAUGUGUGCAGUUUUCUGGGCUCUGUGGGGAAAACGCUCCUCACUCUGUACCUGAACACAGCGCAGGUGACUCACGGAGGGCUCCGCCCCUCCGCCUGAGCCGACCAAUCACCUGCAGCCUGGAGACUGAAGCAGCUUCAGUGAAUGUAGACGUCAGGAAGCUCCGCUCCCGCUCUGACGCCGCCAGCUUCAGCCAAUGAGAGGAGGUGUUCCCCGUCAUGUGAAUGUUUGUGUCAGAGUGACGGAACGUUCUGAUGUUCUGUCCUCCGUCUGUCAGAACAUUCCGAUGUUCCGUCCUCCGUCUGUCGGUGUGGAGACAGAUGACUCGUUCAAACCACUGAUUUCAUCUUUUUGUCGUUUUUUUUGUUUUGUUUGUUUUUGGUUUUCUGUAUUUUUUACCGACGUCUCGAUUCUCUAAAUGUUGGAACGUUUUUGUGACCUUUGAUGUAAAUUUUUUUCCAGUUCCGAUGCACAGAAUCAUUAAAACAACCUAAAGUUUGAUGAAGAACCAAUGUUGAACAGGAAGUAAAACCUUUAGUCGUGUUGAUUAAAUCCGUUCAGCAUCUUUUAGUUUUUCCUAAAGCAGCCAAACAUUUAAUUCUCUGCGAUCCGAUGACCUCACGGCUCGGGGACCUCAUGGCUCGAUGACCUCAAGGUCUGGUGACCUCACGGUUCGAUGCGUUUUUUGUUGAUUCUUUUAGAACGUUCUGCCUGCAGUCAUCGUUCCGUACCAUCCUGUAUAUCGACUGACCACGCCCCCCUUACAGGGACUAUGCCACGCCCCCGCUGCACUUUUUGUAUUUGGGUAUUUUUUUUAUUGGCUCGUCAUCGCUCCUCUUCCUGUCUGUGGGCGUGUCUAACAGUUCCAGAGGGGAAGCCCCGCCCCUGACAUGGAGUUUAUCUAGAAACUGAAUUGUGUUUUUCAGUUUUUAUCUAAACAGCAGCAAUGAGCAGCUUCUUUCUGAUCUGAGGACGUUUUCCUGAACUCUGGAGCUGAAACUAAACGGAUUUCUAACAGGAAGUUAUUUAGAUCCUGAAGCAGAACCACAGAAAUAUUUGAAAUCAUUUCAUGGAUGUAAAUGUUGUUUGUGUCCAGGUGCGACUGAACGAUCAAAGAAUCGCCGAUUGAUCGAUACUAAACUGCUUCCCGUCAUGUGUACAGAUGUUUAAUGAGCAUCACAUCGUAUGAAGUCUGAUUUUGUACAGAUGUUCAUGUAUGUACAGAAAUAAAAACACUCCAGUCGA
Messenger RNA from Amphiprion ocellaris (clown anemonefish), 3447 nucleotides. It is a transcript of the gene ppp2r5d, whose product is annotated as protein phosphatase 2, regulatory subunit B', delta. The transcript is spliced from 17 exons. Gene Ontology annotation, biological process: signal transduction; protein dephosphorylation. The coding region runs from base 127 to 1926 and encodes 599 amino acids. Gene Ontology annotation, molecular function: protein phosphatase activator activity. Gene Ontology annotation, cellular component: protein phosphatase type 2A complex; cytosol; nucleus. NCBI's taxonomy places the organism in Eukaryota, Metazoa, Chordata, Actinopteri, Pomacentridae. The record is from RefSeq and is a predicted model, not a curated record.